UGUGGGUACGAUUUUUGUGUUUUUCUGUUUGUGUCACGUACGUACAUACAUACAGAGGUAUUAGUGAUAAGUGAAGCUGUGUUUUUCGAGAGAGACCUAUGGAUACGUAUUCGUGAAAAAGCUGUUUUUCUGGUAAGGAAUAAUAACGGGAGUCUGAAUUGGACGAGAGUGUGGCUUUUCGUAAUAUGAGAGCAGACAAUGAGAAAGUGGCUAAGUUUGAUUUUUCCUCCGAAAUAUGAUUACCGUGUGAGAGAUGUGACAAAUGGAGAAGAAGAUUGGGAAUACGAAGAAAUUACGCUGGAGAGGAGUGGUCAUGGACUUGGUUUCAGUAUUGCUGGCGGAGUGGACAAUCCUCACAUUGGUGAUGAUCCCAGCAUCUACAUCACCAAACUUAUAGCAGGGGGCGCUGCGGCAGCGGACGGAAGACUACAAGUCAAUGAUAUCAUCGUCAAAGUGAAUGACACAAAUGUGGUGGAUGUUCCUCAUUGCGUCGCGGUGGAUGCCUUAAAAAGAGCUGGGAACAACGUUAGACUGCUCGUGAAGAGGAUUCGUGUCCCACAGCCGCAGCGGAUUCUGGAAAUAGAGCUUCUGAAGGGGAACAAAGGACUUGGCUUCAGCAUCGCAGGAGGAGUGGGUAAUCAACACGUACCUGGAGAUGAUGGCAUCUACAUUACGAAAGUGAUGGAAGGUGGCGCAGCCUACGUCGACGGCAGGUUGCAAGUGGGCGACAAACUCCUGGCAGUAGGUGAUGUCAAUUUGGAGCACGUGACCCACGAGGAGGCUGUGGCGACGCUGAAAGCCACUUCAGAUCGCGUGGUACUGACUGUCGCCAAGUCGCGGUGUCCGCCAGAAUUUUUCGCCAAUCACUCCGCCUCGUCGCCCUUAUCUUACAUAGAGGAUGCUUCUUCACCCAUGAGUAUGCCAAUGUCGAAGUAUGGAAGUGAGACUCUGAUGAAUGCUGUCCUCCCCAAAGUUGCCACCGACGAAGAUUUUACUAGAGAGCCGCGCAAAGUGAUUCUGAAUAAAGGAACAACUGGGCUUGGCUUCAACAUCGUCGGCGGCGAAGAUGGGGAGGGCAUUUUCAUCUCCUUUAUCUUGACGGGAGGCCCUGCAGAUAUCAGCGGCGAGCUGAAGAGAGGUGACCAAAUUCUCUCGGUGAAUGGCAAUGAUCUACGUCAUGCUACUCAUGAGCAAGCAGCAGCAGCGUUAAAAGGAGCAGGCCAGACUGUCACUAUGGUCGUACAGUACAGACCAGAAGGUAAGUUCCUGUUACUCUAGUACAGUGAUCAUGCU
Molecule: messenger RNA, 1293 nt
Organism: Stegodyphus dumicola
Lineage: Eukaryota; Metazoa; Arthropoda; Arachnida; Araneae; Eresidae
Product: disks large homolog 1-like
Biological process (GO): receptor localization to synapse; regulation of postsynaptic membrane neurotransmitter receptor levels; receptor clustering
Cellular component (GO): basolateral plasma membrane; neuron projection; postsynaptic density membrane
Molecular function (GO): protein kinase binding
Source: RefSeq, a predicted model, not a curated record